Messenger RNA from Physeter macrocephalus (sperm whale), 935 nucleotides. It is a transcript of the gene WFDC5, whose product is annotated as WAP four-disulfide core domain 5. Gene Ontology annotation, molecular function: serine-type endopeptidase inhibitor activity. The record is from RefSeq and is a predicted model, not a curated record. The transcript is spliced from 4 exons. Gene Ontology annotation, cellular component: extracellular region. The coding region runs from base 136 to 501 and encodes 121 amino acids. Lineage: Eukaryota; Metazoa; Chordata; Mammalia; Artiodactyla; Physeteridae.
AUGAGGCAGACACAUGCCACUCCAUCCAGCCCCUCUCCUGCCUCCCCUGACUCAGUUGCUCUAGCCUCCCUGAGGCUGCAGGUGUUAAUUUAGGGGCCUCUGGGUUCCACCUCAUCAGGUGUUGGCAACAGAAACAUGAGGGCCCACAGCCUCCUUCUCCUGGUGGCCCUCCUGGCUUGGGGGAGCCAGCUGCCUGCUACCUUGGGCAGGAGGAAGGGAGAGAAAUCUGGGGGCUGCCCACCGGACGAUGGGCCCUGCAUCCUAUCGGUGCCUGAUCAGUGUGUGGACGACAGCCAUUGUCCCUCAAGGAUGAAGUGCUGCCACAAAGCAUGCUUCCGCCAGUGCGUCCGUAAGGUUUUCGUUAAGAUGGGCAGCUGCCCCGAGGACCGACUGCACUGCCUCAGCCCCGUGCAGCACCUGUGCUCCAGAGACUGGGACAGCCCAGGCCACAAACGGUGCUGCCUCGGUGCCUGCAGCCAGGACUGCAGAAACCCUCUCUGAGGCUAAUUCUGAUUUAGGAUCCAUAGCUCUGAACCUCAGGAUGGGAUUCCCUGCAGGAAGAUAUGAUGAUGGGGGGCCUGGGACCCAGCCACCCAGAUAGCACUCUCUGCCAGUGGCAAUUCCAACCUUCUGAUAAACACUGUUCUAGGAGAAUUUUCCAAACAUCAAUCUAUUCACAUACCCGUUUCACAAUGUUCGCCAUACCUGCAAAAUAGCAUCACGAUAUUUUGUGUAUUGCCUGUACUUCCGUAUAAAAAUAAACUUAUUUCAAGAGAAACACUGGAUAUCACUACUCUAUAUGGGAUAAGCAGGAUCACCUGUCACAAAUAGAUUGUACUUGUAAAAGCAGAUGGAAAAGGGACUUCACUGGUGGUGCAGUGGUUAAGACUCUGAGCUCCCAAUGCAGUGGGCCUGGGCUCGAUCCCUGGUCAAGG